This is a messenger RNA of Glarea lozoyensis ATCC 20868, 1206 nucleotides long. RefSeq lists its product as uncharacterized. Lineage: Eukaryota; Fungi; Ascomycota; Leotiomycetes; Helotiales; Helotiaceae. The transcript has a single exon. The coding region runs from base 1 to 1206 and encodes 401 amino acids. The record is from RefSeq and is a predicted model, not a curated record.
AUGCUUUCCAGAACUACAGCAUUGUUGGACACACUUCGCCAGCAUACAGACUCGGUUACAUCUCAGCCCCGAGAACACGUACGAGAAUAUACCAUAUCUGACGAAAUCAUUGCACGAAAGCUACUUCGUGAGGUGGAGUUGCCGAUUGAUCUUACACCUCUGAAUGUCGCUGCUACGCUCAAGGCUGAAAUCGUUCGAAGCCGAGCUCAUUUGACAACAACUAGCCGUGUCGUGGAGCGUGAGGUUUCGCGAGUACUGGCGUCCUCAACACUUCCUCCAGCAGUCUUAUCUAGUCUGUUCGGGAAAAUGGUUACCUUGUUCGACACUAUCCGGAAGACUCGGAAUUUGUGGCUGCCAGAUGAGAUUGAUGUGGAAGAAAUGCAGAUCCUACAUAGAACUGGAAAUCACAGGCAGCAAUUCCAUGCCCUGCGCGAUUUUCUAGCGCCCCUUCAAACCAUUCUGGCACGUCUUGCGACGACAAAUACGAACGGAGACCCUUAUCUUUCUCAGCUUGGACAUCUGGGGGUUCUUAAUCCAUCUUAUGUGCUUCACUUUGUCUCGAAUGCAGCGGGUGGAAAGACUUCUGAGAUACUUUCACCUCCCGAGGAAUUGCGUCAAGUUUGGAAACGAGUUGCAAACGAGCGCCAAGCGCCCGAAGAUAAAGGCCAGUUUGGUCCUUUCACUGCCAAUCUAUGGCAAACUGAGUGGCGUGUCAAAGAUGCUACUAUGCCACCAGUCUCGAAAGCAGAAGUGGAGGCAGUCUUUGGAGCACAUGCCACGAUAUCCUCUUCGGCGAAUUUGAGACUUCCUUACUUCUGCGGCGCGAACAAAUAUCGACUGGUUGAAAACGACCCAAUAGUGGUAGACGCAACAGAACGAGGUUUUCAUAUGACAAGUGGUCCAUCUGGGACUGCAUAUCGAUUUUUGAGUAUGUGGUUGACACUGGGGGGUGACAGACGAGAUUUGGAGACAAUUCGUCUUGGCGCCGUUACAUUGCUGCUUAAUGGCAACCAUCAUUCGGUGAUGGAAGCGAUGUUGGUUUGCGCCCCUCUGGUUGGAUGCAAACCCCCAAAUGAUCUUACAGAAAUGCUUAAGCAGCUUGUGCCGCAUGACUUAAAAUUGGUAUUAGGGAAUGUGCAACAUUGUCUGACUGCAGAGGAGUUUGAUGAGAGGCUUGCUCGUAGGCUUGAAGAUCUUGUAGCAUAG